AUGUGGAUAAAUAGACUGGUUAAACAUCCAUCCUACAGUGUUCUGAGGUUUUACACGAAGAGGCUCUGCACUGUAUCAGUGAAAUCGCUGCGUGAAUUUGGUGUACUGCCGAAUAGCACAAUAUGUCAUUCUGUCUAUCCCCGAAGAACGUAUGUAAUGGGUAGGGCUGUCAUAAAUGAUAUUUUAAUCAAAAAAUCCUAUUCAACUCACACGGUAUGUGCAAUUGAUCGAUCAAAAGAUGAAAAUAAUGGGAGCGCUUAUGACAAAUUCGAGGCAAAAGGUAUACCUAUAGAUGUUCACACAUUAAAACGAAUUAUCAGCUCGAGUGGAAUGGAUGAAUCCGAAUUUUCCAAGAGUAUAAGUUACUUAUUCGCGAAAACCGUGGACCCUGAACCGAAGGAUGUUCUGUCUUUAGAGGACCUGUCUUUUCUUUUGAGCAAACUAUACACACAACGGUUUCAAAUUAGGAGAAUCUGUAGAGACAUAAACGCUAAAUAUUCAGAAUUUUGGUUCAAACUUUUUUCCUUAUAUGCAGAAAAAGUUGAUGCCAAGAGAAACCAAGUUAACUUACGGAAUACGAAACUAGAUGCAUGUGAAAUAUUUGAUGCAAAUCUUAUGAUCAAGAACUUUAUAGAGCUCGGUCAAUUAGGUAAGGCUCAAAAAAUUUUAAGCUUUAUUCUUGAUAGAAAUCCUGAUAUAUUACUGUCUCCGAAAAAUGCAGAUAUUAGCACAAUAGUUCACUUUUUACAACUGCGUUGUGGCGCUUUGGCGCCUUAUUGGAAAAUACCAGAUAAUAGUGAGCAAAAACAAGGUUUUUUAAGAAAAAUGGUUCGACUAGGUGCGAAAAAUACGUCAAUUCGUCUUUCUUCUACUUACAAAGCCAUGGAUCACCAAACAUUAUUAAAGAUUGCUGAUCUUGCUCUGCAGGAGAAAAAGCUUUUGAAUUCCGAGGAUUUGUUGUCCACUUUAAUUCAAUCCUUUGGACACCUAGGCCAAACCCAAAUAUUGGAACGGUGUAUUGAACAUAUAUGGCAAAUAUCACCCCAAGAGUUUCCUAGUCACGUAGUAAUUAAGCACCGAGGGUGCUAUCCUAGUUCCAAAAUACUCGUUUCAAUCUUAGUGUCAUUCUACUUUAAUGACCACGAUCUUCACAGAGGCCUAAGUAUUUUGGAUUCAUUCAUAAAGCACUAUCCGGACGUGAAAUUGGAUGCGCUAUUUUGGAGAAGGCUGUUUCAGCUAAGUCAUUUUGCUUGGACACCAGCAAACGACAAGAAAGCCACUUCUGUUGUUAGAUGUUGGCAUUUAAUGAAGCAGUGGUAUGCAUCUAAGCGGCUAAGGCCUUCAGUUGAUUAUGAGACGUUGAGACAACUGUACGAUAUCAUGAAGAAAACAGGCAAUUUCCCGCUUGGAAUUGAUGUUUUAAGGAGUUUCAAACCGGGGAUCGAAAGAACGAGAGCAGAAAAUGCUGGAAAAGUUAACAAUAUCAUUAUCAAAUACCAAAAAUGUAUUAUUAAGGAGCUUGUAAAUAGAGGUAGAUUUUCAGCGGUAAGGGAAUUCAUUGAUAGUUAUGGUUUUGAUAGAAAAAUGACCAAAGAUUUGAAUAUUUUUUGUGCGAAUCGUAUGUUUCUAAGAAGUAAGAAAAUGAAAAACAAGAUUGAGAACAAAAAGGAAAGGGAGAAAGUGCGGCUAGAUAGUUUCGAUGACGAUGAAGAUGAUGGUAUGAUUAUAGGUAGCCUUUGGUAA
Messenger RNA from Saccharomyces cerevisiae S288C, 1743 nucleotides. RefSeq names its product Aep2p (gene AEP2). Gene Ontology annotation, cellular component: mitochondrion. Bases 1 to 1743 code for a protein of 580 amino acids. Lineage: Eukaryota; Fungi; Ascomycota; Saccharomycetes; Saccharomycetales; Saccharomycetaceae. The transcript has a single exon. The record is from RefSeq and is marked reviewed.